Molecule: messenger RNA, 992 nt
Organism: Microdochium trichocladiopsis
Lineage: Eukaryota; Fungi; Ascomycota; Sordariomycetes; Xylariales; Microdochiaceae
Exons: 4
Coding region: 194-889 (231 amino acids)
Source: RefSeq, a predicted model, not a curated record
CUGCCGCCUACUUCCCAAAGACUCGGGGGCGCCUAUCGUCCGUUUGCCCGACGCAUCUCUGCUUCGCCAUAGCACUUCCCAGGUUUGCACGUCUGGUCGCCAAAGUCUUGCGACACCAGUCUCAUCGCCGCCCUCCAUCCCAGUCGCUCCCCACGAGUUCCUACUUUUGCCUGACGGGCAGCAGGCCACCACUAUGGCACCACUCAAACCAGGUUUUGCGGUCCUCCCCCAGCACGUCGAGGAGAUCGAGAUGGGAAUAAGAGAAGCCAUCUCGAACUCUCGAGCACCGUUCGGCAGAACAACCCAGCAGAGGCGGCCAAUAGAGAAACGGCGUCAUGACACGGAGGCGCGACCUCUCAAGCAGUCGAGUGGUCUCGCGAAAAGACGGAGAAUGAGUUGCGAACGCGGCGCAACGAAGGAGGCCGAAGAACGUUGCGCAGCCGCUACUUUCAUCGCGCAAAGCAUCACGGACGUGUCUGACACCGCAGGCGAGGAGUCGUUUCGCACCGCAGAGCCGGAACAAAACCCAAAGCCGGAAGACAAUUCAGAGCCGGUCGUUAUUGGAUCAGACGGAUUGCCACAUACGGCGCCCACAACGAACCCAGCGAUUAGAUCUCUAGUUCUGCGCAACUUUACCCUUAGGCCUUCUGGGGGACUAUCCCCUGUACUUUUCGAAGCUUUGCUUCGCGGAAUGCCAGAGUUGACUGACCUAUCGCUCGAGGGCAGAGUCAUGAUCCAGAACAAGCAGUGUCCAGAGGAAUUUGCCAUCCUCUCCACUUGCGAGAUCAUCGGUGCCAUUCGUGCAGGUGCUCCAAAUGUGCUUCGUUUCCAUUUCGAGAAAUCCCCCCUUCCGGGGGCUUUGCAGCAUUCAAGCAUCUCGAAGAACUAAGCAUCAGCAUGGGCUGAUUCCUGGCCGCCUGGAAGGACUUCAAGAAUCUAGCCACAUUGCUGCCACCAUCUUUGCGACGCAUUCGGAUAACGACUCUGCACAA